Molecule: messenger RNA, 1656 nt
Organism: Cotesia congregata
Lineage: Eukaryota; Metazoa; Arthropoda; Insecta; Hymenoptera; Braconidae
Source: the annotation of a GenBank genome assembly
AUGUCGUCAACGUAUUCACGUACUCAGGAGAGUGACGCAUGGGCGCUUCUUGCUCUCAAAUCAGCACCGGCUAGUCCAACGAGGAUGCAAUGGAAUCCAGAAACAAAAAGUGCACCAAUUGCAAGAUUAGAGGGUCGUGAAUUUGAGUAUAUGGUUCGACAGAGAAGAAUUAUUAUAGGGCGGAAUAGCAGUCGUGGUGAGGUUGAUGUUAAUAUGGGCCAUUCAAGUUUUAUUUCACGUCGGCAUUUGGAAAUAUUUUAUGAUCAUCCAUACUUUUUCAUGACCUGCAAUGGUAAGAAUGGAGUUUUUGUUGACGGUGUUUUUCAACGUAAAGGAGCGCCUGCUUUUCAAUUACCCAAAACAUGUAUAUUUAGAUUUCCCAGUACAAACAUAAGACUUGUAUUCCAAUCUUUAGUGGAUGAUCAAGAUCAAGGAAAUGUUCGUGAUGAAUCACCGCCAAAACAAAGAGCACUAUUACCGCCAUUGCGGAUUAAUAUUCCCGAUACAGGAUACAGCAGUCCUUUUCCAUCUCCAACAGGUACUAUUAGUGCAGCAAAUUCGUGCCCAGCAAGUCCACGAGCUGGUCAGAGUCGACGAAAUAUUUCAGCAGAUUUGCAAAUGGUUGCUGCUUAUGCUGCGGCAGUAGCCGGUGAUCCUCAAAAUUCAAACAAUGAUCGUCAAGAUUCUGGUCAAAGUUCGAGUAGACAAAUGAGUCCUGAAUCUGGAAGUGAUUCACGAUAUCGAAAUAGUAAUGCAUCUGCUUCUAAUGGUACUUCGGGACAUUACAGUUCUUCUAAAGAUGAAUCUAAACCACCAUAUUCAUAUGCUCAAUUGAUAGUUCAAGCAAUUGCAUCAGCUCAAGACAAACAGCUUACACUUUCUGGCAUUUAUUCUUAUAUUACCAAACAUUAUCCGUAUUAUAGAACUGCUGAUAAAGGUUGGCAAAAUUCAAUUAGACAUAAUUUAUCACUAAAUCGGUAUUUUAUCAAAGUACCUAGAAGCCAAGAAGAACCUGGAAAAGGAUCCUUUUGGAGGAUAGAUCCUCAAUCAGAGGCUAAGCUUAUUGAACAAGCUUUUAGAAAACGAAGACAACGUGGUGUUCCAUGUUUCCGUGCACCUUUUGGAUUAUCUUCGAGAAGUGCACCAGCUUCACCAUCUCAUGUGGGACUUUGUGGUAUAAUGACACCGGAGUGCUUAAGUAGGGAAGGUUCACCAGGACCAGAGUCUUAUCCUGAUAGCUCAGUUUCGUCACCAGCUGGUCAAUUGUCAAGUCAAUCGGCUCCUGGCUCACCUGGACAUCCGUAUGUUCCACCGCCAGCGACUUCUAAUAAAAAUCGUCUCGUGCAACAAAUUACAGUUGUUACUAAUGGUGAUGCUUCUAGAGAAGAUAAAUACGUGAUGUCUGGUAAUCUAAUGGAAGAACAAAUGUUAUCACCUGUUGGUCAAUAUAGUCCAGCUCCUGUUAUUGUUCAAACUUAUAAUUACAGUGGUACAUUUGUUGGUCCUGACACAAACGUUGGAAUGAGUAAACGGACUCAUGAAGAACCAGACAGUUCGCCUGGAUCUCCUGCUCCACUUUCGAUUGUUGAAAGUCCUGAGCCUUCAGAUCAUCAACAACAGAAACGACAGCGCGUCAAUGACGUGGACGAACACUGA